CAUGUAUGCGUACCGUACUAAAUUUGAGGCAUUAUAACCUUGGCAUCUCCGGCCGUUAGUGUAAAACCUGGGACUAUCAUAGACUAUUGUAUAUAACAGUCCCAGGUAGAACACAAAGGUUGUGCGAAGCUGUCAUCGUCCCGACCGAUUCAUGAUCAACAAUACCACCCUAAAGGUAAACACAGAUUCACCGCCGUCUGACCUAUUUUGGAUUUCAGACUAAGCCGUAACAUACGGUACACAGAUUUGCCUGUUUAAGGAGAGAGUUGACACGGUAUAUACAAGUAAGAUAUAGCAUCUUGGAGCUUAUACGUCUUUCAUUGGGAGAAUCUCUUUUGUAGACUUAAGCACAAUGAGUGACACAGCGACAGAAGCUAGAGGAGGUGUGGCAAAGGAUCCAUAUUGCCCAAAGAGAAUUCAUUAUAUGUGUAUUGGCACUACUGUGAUGGUCCUGCUCUGCCUCUGCCUUGUUCUUGUUACUCAUCUAAUAACCCAGCAAAAGCCUUAUAUUGUACAGAAUAAUUGGGUGGGGGACGACGCUGAGGAGUCUUCUGCCGAUGCGAUCAGCUCAAGUAAUACAACAACGACGACUAAACCUACAGCAGUCAGAACAGCAAACACGUCUGCAGAUACCCCUGCAAGAGUGAAGUUGGAUUGCUUUACUAUACAAGGAACGAUCUCCGAAGAAGCUUUCGUGUUCAAAGGAAUCCCAUAUGCUCAACCACCCGUCGGUGCCUUAAGAUGGAAGCCUCCGGUGCCGUUGAAGGCGGGAACCUCAGGAAAGUGCCAUGGCUCGGACGGCACUAUCACUAUUGAUGCGAGUCGGUUCGGGGAAAAUUGCUUCCAGGCAAGUUUCCAAAAAGGCGUCCUCUACGAAGGCUCGGAAGAUUGUCUCUUUUUGAACGUUUGGACGCCAACUUUGAAUUCCUCCGCCAGACUGCCCGUUACCGUGUAUGUCCACGGUGGGGGCUUGGUGGCAAUGGACGGCAACACCUCUACCUAUUCCCCUAACCCGAACAUCACUGUAUCCGGGAACAUGGUGUUCGUCAGCAUGAAUUACCGUCUGGGCGUCUUCGGCUUCCUCGCUCUCGAUCUCCUCUCAGAGGUCAGCUCGACCAACACCUCGGGAAACUACGGUUUAAUGGACCAGAUUCUAGUGCUGGAAUGGGUCAAAGCCAAUAUUGAGAAGUUCGGUGGCAACCCGAAUCUGGUGACACUAGCGGGACACAGCUCAGGGGCAACGUCAGUCUAUGCACUUCUGGCGUCGCCGGCGGCUGACGGGCUCUACCAGAGAGCCUGGCUCUCCAGUGGUUCCGUGAGUUUGAACAAGACCCUGGAGGAAGCGUCGGCAGCUAACCUAGCCUUCCUCAACAACACAGGGUGUCGGGACGUCGCUUGUCUAUACCAGCUCACAGCCGAGCAGUUGAUGAGAGCGAUUCCCAUUGAGAGAUGGGCUGCCGAUGACUUGGAUGAGCUACCCGUAAAAGGAAGAUUCAACGAUCCGUUAGCCAUUGCCGACGGUGUGGUGGUCCCAUUUCCGCCAUUACAAGCCUGGGAAGAGCACUUACUUCGGAUAGCUGUUCCUGUUCUAGUCGGUUCAACUGCUCAAGAAGUAGACUUUUUUGCCAUGCCCGAAGGAAUCAAGUCCUGGAACUGGACAGUGUAUGAAGAAAAUGUACGAAUGAGAUUAGAUACGUUUGGGGGCAAUAUUUCCCGAGAGGCACUGCAGUUGUAUCCGACCAGCAAUGAGUAUGACCCCGAGUAUCAAUACACCACCAUGGUUUCUGACGUCAGGGUCACGUGCCCUACCCGGACACAGGCCGACAUCAUGGCAUCCGUGUCAUCUGCAAACGUGUACAGGUACGUGGUCACAUCACGUCCGUCAAAGGAAGUGUCAUAUCUUGCCCUAACAUCGAAACCAGCUUAUGCUUACCACACAUUAGAUAUGUUUGCUUUCUUUGGCGUGUUAGAGGAUUACAUACACCCGCUGACCGCCGCAGAAAGAGAUUUCCAGGCAACCAUACAGACUGAGGUCUUUCACUUUAUCCGAACUGGGCAAGUGAAGUCCUCUAACUGGCGAGCACUUCCAAAUUCCACCGCCAUUGUGGACAGCAAUAUUACCGUCGUUAAUGACUUUCACAAGAAUCGGUGUGAUUUCUGGGAAUCAAAUGGAUUUUUACAAUACGCUUGGACAAAUUAAAUCAUAGCACUCUUUUCCGGAAGUGCAGAGUGUAUACAUAAAACAUUUGAACAGCGUGUCUUGCUUUGGUUUUUAAGUAACAUGUAGACAUCAUUUCUGUAAGUUGAUUAAUAAUGGUGCAAUAUGAAAUCUUUGCACCAUUUACUUACUUAUAUCAGAUCUUACUUAGAUAUUACUGACAAAGAAACUUAAGAUAGCCUACCGUUACUUAAAACAUACUAGUAGACAAUGGUUCACGUUUCCAAACACUUGCAAGAUACUCGGUCAUGAUGAUACCUGGAAAAUAUCACCAAAGCUGCUUUGAAGAAAACUGGUUGAAUCUCUUUUUAUUUUUUGACUGAUUAUUUCUCACAGUUCACAUCUACAUGCACCUUUUUCUAAAUAAAGUGUAAUUAUUUACUUUACAGAAA
Messenger RNA from Liolophura sinensis, 2610 nucleotides. Its product is annotated as para-nitrobenzyl esterase-like. Bases 353 to 2200 code for a protein of 615 amino acids. Lineage: Eukaryota; Metazoa; Mollusca; Polyplacophora; Chitonida; Chitonidae. The record is from RefSeq and is a predicted model, not a curated record. The transcript has 5 exons.